CGGUGGAGAAGAGAGUGUGAGUUGUUUUGUUGUUUUCUUUACCUUUGCUGUUUGUUCCAAAAACCACACUCAAAAUCAACACAAGUUUCGAAAUUGAGCUUUCAAUUCAUUCACACAAACCCUCAUGUCCUAUCUUCACUCUGACCCAUUUGAUCAUAUGGACGAAGAUGAAUUCUUUGAAGAAUUAGAUGAACAAGAAGAGGAUUUUGAUGUUGCUGUUGAUGAAGAUGCUGCUCUUGAUGAUUAUGAGAUGCUUACUAAGGUAACUGAUACAUCAGCUGCCCAAGCAAGGAAGGGUAAGGACAUUCAAGGUAUUCCAUGGGAGAUGUUGAAUAUCACAAGAGAAAGUUACAGAUUAACAAGGCUUGAACAAUAUAGGAAUUUUGAGAACAUUCUAACAACUGGAGAGACUUUCAACAAGGAUUGCAAACAAGUUGACAAGGGUGACAAAUACUACGAAUUCUUCUAUAAUACAAGGAUGGUUAAGCCUACCAUCCUUCAUUUUCAGUUGAGGAACUUAGUAUGGGCUACUUCAAAACAUGACGUAUACCUUGUCUCGAACUACUCAAUUAUGCAUUGGUCGUCAUUAAGUGGAAACUUGUCCGAGAUAAUAAAUUUUGCUGGGCAUGUAGCUCCUACUGAGAGAUGUGCAGGAAAUCUGUUGGAAGGAUUUUCACAGACGCAGAUUAGCACAUUGGCUGUCAAUGAUAAUUUUCUUGUUGCUGGUGGCUUCCAAGGAGAGCUCACUUGUAAGCGUUUGGAUAAGAAGGGAGUUAGCUUUUGUACGCGGACCACACAUGAUGAUAAUGCUAUAACAAAUUCAAUUGAAAUUUAUGAAAGCCUGAGUGGUGCGACUCAUUUUAUAGCUGCAAAUAACGAUUCUGGUGUUAGAGAAUAUGACAUAGAAAAGUUUCAGCUUUUGAGUCACCUACAAUUCCCUUGGCCGGUGAAUCACACGUCGAUCAGUCCCGACCGUAAACUAAUGACUGUUGUGGGAGAUAACUUAGAUGGACUGCUAGUGGAUCCUCUAAAUGGGAAGACGGUCGCCACUCUGAGUGGUCACCAAGAUUACUCAUUUGCAUCUGCAUGGCAUCCUGGCGGAAACACGUUUGCAACCGGGAACCAAGACAAGACAUGUAGAGUAUGGGACGCUAGAAACGUGUCAUCUCCAAUCGCCAUUCUCAAGAACAACCUUGGAGCAAGCCGAUCAAUUCGGUUUUCUUCGGAUGGUCAGUUUAUGGUCGUUGCUGAACCAGCAGAUUUUGUCCAUGUUUAUAAUACAAAGACAAAUUACGAAAAGAGUCAAGAGGUCGAUUUCUUCGGUGAAAUUUCAGGAGUUUCUGUAAGUCCUGAUGAUGAAUGUAUGUAUAUUGGAAUAUGGGACAGGACUUAUGCUAGCUUACUACAAUAUAAUAGGAAGCACUCAUAUCAAUAUCUAGAUUCAUACUUUUGAUCUUUGAUUUUUGCACCCCCUUACUUUUGGAUUGAUGGUACUUUUAGAGCAAUGUGGGAUUAUAGAUACUUACAUUUACUUGACCCUUUGCUUUUUGUAGUAUUUUUUGUGUAGGUCAUAAAUUAGACCACAUCUUGUAUUUCUAAACUUUUGAUGUAAAUGUCACCAGAAAAAAAUGGAUAUUUAUUGGUUUUGAUGUUUUA
This is a messenger RNA of Trifolium pratense (red clover), 1656 nucleotides long. RefSeq lists its product as uncharacterized. The transcript is spliced from 9 exons. Gene Ontology annotation, molecular function: protein binding. The coding region runs from base 125 to 1453 and encodes 442 amino acids. Lineage: Eukaryota; Viridiplantae; Streptophyta; Magnoliopsida; Fabales; Fabaceae. The record is from RefSeq and is a predicted model, not a curated record.